AAUUUCUUAGCUCUUUCUCAGUCCAAUCUGGCAUAAGCUAGAGAGAGAGAGGGAGAGAAAGAGACAGCCAUAACCACCGAUCACAAGCAAUUAGACAUACAACCUGGGUAAAUAAAUAUAUACAAAGAAAAAGAGAGAUUGUGUAUGUCUCACAAGUAAUCUGCCACUGCCGCCCACUGGACAAGAACUUUAAACAAAUACCCACCUCCCAUUAAAUUACAGAGAGAGAGAGAGAGAGAGAGAGAGAGAGAGAGAGGGAGGGGGAAAUCAAGGGAGAGUGGUUGAUCAUCAUAAGGAAUUAAUGGAUGUGAGGAAAAUAGUGGCAGUAGUGGAAGAUGCAGAGGUAGCUAGGACAGCACUGAAUUGGGCACUCCACAACCUCGUUCGGCAUGGUGAUUUGAUCACUCUGCUUCACGUAUUCCCUUACUCAAGAUCCAGAAGCAAGAACAAGCUCAGAAUCCGCCGCUUGAAAGGCUUCCAACUGGCUCUCUCCUUCAAAGACAUCUGCACCAACUUCCCAAAUGCAAAGAUAGAGAUUGUAGUGAGAGAAGGGGAUGAAGACGGGGGCACAAUUGCAGCGAUUGUUCGAGAAAUCGGAGCUUCCACGCUUGUGGUUGGGCUUCAUAAUCGAAGCUUUCUCUACAGGUUGCCCAUGGCCAACAACAAUAUAGCUAGCAACUUCAAUUGCAAAGUAGUUGCCAUAAAGCAACCAACACCACCACCAUUCACACCAAGGAAUAUCAAUAUCAGCUCAACCAACAUCCUGGACUUCUCUCAGAUUGAAAUUGCAGCUGGGCUAAGUUUUCUUGAUAUCCUUCCGCCCAAGAUCCCAUACCGACUAUGUCCGGACCCUUCUGCAAUCAUAUGGAGAUCAAGGAAGACAAGGAAGAGAAGGAAUUCUUGAAAGCGAGCUUAAGUGAGCAUAGAGUCAAGUUCCGCUUACAAUUAGGGUAUAGCCUCCUGGCCUCAGGAUGUUUGAGCUGGGCUUUGGCUUUUAGUUUUUUCUUACACAACACAUACAUACACACAUACUCUAUUACACAAGAGAGGAGGCAUUGACAAACUAUAGCUGUUUAGAAGCACAGAUUCUGAUUUCUACCUGACGCAGUGAUUUUAUAACAAUGCAAUUGUUCAAAUGGA
Molecule: messenger RNA, 1140 nt
Organism: Rhododendron vialii
Lineage: Eukaryota; Viridiplantae; Streptophyta; Magnoliopsida; Ericales; Ericaceae
Exons: 4
Coding region: 302-904 (200 amino acids)
Source: RefSeq, a predicted model, not a curated record